This is a messenger RNA of [Candida] anglica, 1308 nucleotides long. NCBI's taxonomy places the organism in Eukaryota, Fungi, Ascomycota, Pichiomycetes, Serinales, Debaryomycetaceae. The record is from the annotation of a GenBank genome assembly.
AUGUUGAGACAGUUGAUAAGGAGGACGGGUCGGAUACUGUCUAUGCAGGGGAGUGGUGGACGUGUUCCAAGGGGCUCUUUUAUGAGCACCUAUAGUGCAUUGCAAAAUAAGAAUGAUAUUCCAGCCGUUAAGACCGCUUCGAAUGAUGUGGAUAUUCUUAAUCAGUUCUUAGAAGAGAGCUUGGAAGAAGAUGGAGAUAAAGAUUCUGAGCUAUUGAAUAACUUCUUGGAAGAUAAAUCCGAAUAUGAUCUUAAAGAUUAUUUUGCAGGAUUUAAUCUUGAAAAUUCCAAAAGUGCUGAGAGUAAAGAAAGUCAAUUUUUAGACACGUUAUCUAACCUUACAAAUACAUCAGUGGAUAAUUCCACCAGACCUUCUGAUAUAUUAUCCGGCGCAUCGCCUUUACAGGACGAUGCUAAUAGAGAAGAAGGGGUAGUAUUUGAUGAAAAAUUCAUUUCUGAAGAAAGACAAACAUUUAUGGACAUUUUUAAUACUUAUAUGGAAAAGUCAUCAGAUGAUGAUGCUGAUUUAUUAGCAAAUCUUGACGGCACUAAACUGAAUGACAAUAAAAUAGUGGAUUUAAUUCUGCAAUACACACGAGGAGAAAAAUCAGCCGAACAAGCAGAAGAACUUUUUAGAAAGACUAAAGAAUCUCUUGAACCUACCAUUGAUUAUAUUUCAAAUAUUGGCACUGAACAAUUAUUAGAAUAUUUUGAUCAGAUUGUAAUAAACUGGAAAGAACUUUCUGUAAGUUCUCCAGAAACAGUAUUCUUACGGGAACUUCUUUCACGCCCAAAUGGUGACCUGAACACUACACAGCUUACCAUUGACCUCAUGAACAGAAUUAAAGACAAAUCAAUUAUUGAUGCCACUAAGCCAGAAUUGAAUGUUUUUACAUUACCGAUAAUUUUCAACACUGUUAUCAAAACAUUUGCCCUUAAAUAUCAAGAACCACAGGUGGCCUUGUCGUUAUACAAUAGCAUGAAAUCUGACGUUAAUUUUUUCACCAUGUGUUGUAACCAACAAACAUACAAUGAAGUUAUUAAAAUUAUCUGGAUAUUUCAAGGGAAAUCAAGUUUAUUUGGAUUAGAAAAAAUUGUUCUUGAAAUGAUAAAUAAUGGAUUUACAGGUGAUUUGACCACGUUCAACAUUUUAAAGCAAGCCUUGGUCGAUUAUUAUAAUAUUAAGAUGGGUGUUAGAAAUGGUGAACGUGGACACAGAUCUAUGUGGACACAAGAGGAUGAUAAGAGAGCACAAAAUAUAGAAAAAAAAUUGAGAGAAAUGGGCAAAAAAUUGAAUAAAUUUGUUUAG